Messenger RNA from Caenorhabditis bovis, 2181 nucleotides. Lineage: Eukaryota; Metazoa; Nematoda; Chromadorea; Rhabditida; Rhabditidae. The record is from the annotation of a GenBank genome assembly.
AUGCUAAUCCUUCUUGUCGUCUUUGGCAAUGGAAUGGUGAUUUUUGCCGUAGGAGUUGAUCGAAAGCUGCGCAGUGUCACCACGAACAAGUUCAUCGCCUCGUUGGCGAUUUCAGACCUUCUUGUUGGACUCGUAGUAAUGCCAUUGUCCUUAUACUAUAAGAUGCACGACGAUGUUUGGACACUUGGCUAUAUGUGGUGCCAAUUUCAUCUCGUUUCUGGAGUUUUCUCCACAACUGCUAGUAUUGUUCAUCUUGUCGCGAUUAGCUUGGACCGCUAUUUUGCAAUAAUGUUUCCUACGGAAUAUCAGCGGCAUUCUGUCUCGAUGUCAACCGUUCCAUAUAUUGUUAUGAUUUGGAUGAUGGCGUUGGCUGUGAGUUCAACAUUAUUCAUGGAGCAGAAAGCGUCGUUUGACGGAAUUUGCUGGAUCAGCAACCCGCAAUACAUUGUGUUGUCGUCGUUCCUCUCCUUCUUCCUCCCUGGAGCCAUUGUCGUCUACUUGUACUUGAAGAUAUUCAAGAAGCUUCGAACUCAUCAAUUGUACAUGUUCGGCCAGUUGUCAUCGCAUCAUCGAAGCGGAGAGCGUCGACAUUCGCUACCACGAGUCAUUAUAGAAGAAGUGCGAUCAAGAAGGGGCUCACGAAUGUCUCAGAGCGGUUCGCAGAAUGGGAGUCCGACUCGUCGCCAGAGUGGCGGCAGCAAAGAGCGUUCGCCGAGUCAACCCGAUAUUCACAUCGUUGCAAAACCACAACAAAGAUGGCGUUCUCCUACGAUAUGUGCAGAAACCUUAGCUCAUGAUCGUCUUUUGGCUUCGAAGAAGCGUGUUUCGAUAGUUCCUGAUCCUCCGUCAAUGGAUGUUUCAUGCAAUAUGGCAUCUUUUGAUCAAAUGAAAGAUGAGCAUCAUCACAAUAAAAUGCGUGAAGAAGAAUUGUUGAAUUGCGAUGAACAAGUGCAGCGGAAAAAAAGCGAAGAAGAAGUUCGCAAAUUGAGCGACGAAAGAAAACGGAUUAUAAGCGAACGACGCAAAUCGAGCACUCAGGAAAAUCCGAAUGGAAUUCCGAUUAUGACUGCUUUUCAAAAAGCAUAUCAAGAAGUUCGCGCGGGAAGACGAAGGUCGACUCUGGAUUAUCAUUAUCCUGUACUGAGCACUGUUGAUGAUGAGGAAGCUCCAACGCCGCCGCCGAAAGGAGAUGAGGACGACACUGAACUUGCAACUAGCCCGAGUGUUCACAAACUGUCAAGUGGAUCAAGCAUCGCUGAAACGGUCAUCGCUCUUCUACCGAAAAAGGAAACGAUUUUGACGAAAACUGAUUCGCGGGAAGAUUCGGUCUCGACGGAUGCGAGUCAAAAGCCGUUAUUGGGACCUCCAAUUCAUCAUCAUUACACGAAACGUCUGAGUCGAUCCGAGCCAAGAUACCAGCCGUCGAUUCCAGCUCCGACAUUCCUAAUGGUCCCUGCAAUGAUGUCAGUGAAUACACCACCACAAACACCGCAAUCCAAAGAAAUUCCCUCGAACUGUGGAGCUUUGCUGCAGGUUCCGAGACUCUUCGACUGCCCAUCUCUAUGCAGCGUUCCUUCAAACAGUAGCCAUUCGUCGUAUACAUCGGCCAGUGGAAGCAGUGACACUUACAGAAGAAUUUCGAUGAAUAGCUAUGGGAGCAGUUUGACUGAUGGCACUGAAUCAAUGUUUGAAUGCGAUUCGAGACGUUCUUCUGCUUGGUCAACUAUUCGAGCGGCAGUUUUCGAGCGUGGACAAGUUCGCGGAGCAAAAGCUAGCGUUGAUAUUACUGUUGAUCGAUCAGGCUCACCACAAAAAAAGUCAUCGGCAAUAAGUCGCGGAAAACUUCGGAGAAUUGCAACACAAGUGACUAGAGCGAUUAGAAGGAUACGACGCGAAUCGAUGGCAAUUCGGCGAGAAUCAAGGGCUACUCGUGUCGUCGCUGCUAUUCUAAUGGCAUUUCUUAUAUGCUGGAUACCGUACUUCUGCGUUUCUGUGGUACGAGGUGUUCUGAUGGGAUUCCAAAUCAAUACCGACAAUUCGAUUCAUUUGCAAUUGUUUGUUUUCACUUCAUGGCUUGGAUAUGCUCAUUCAUGUUUCAAUCCGGUGAUCUACAUGUGCCUCAAUAAAAACUUCCGAUCCACUAUGAAACGAUUAAUUCGAAAAUCGAAAGCUCGCGAAUAA